Molecule: messenger RNA, 995 nt
Organism: Pygoscelis adeliae (Adelie penguin)
Lineage: Eukaryota; Metazoa; Chordata; Aves; Sphenisciformes; Spheniscidae
Gene: PKIB
Product: protein kinase (cAMP-dependent, catalytic) inhibitor beta
Exons: 3
Coding region: 60-293 (77 amino acids)
Biological process (GO): negative regulation of cAMP-dependent protein kinase activity
Cellular component (GO): nucleus; cytoplasm
Molecular function (GO): cAMP-dependent protein kinase inhibitor activity
Source: RefSeq, a predicted model, not a curated record
AAGAACUGAGACUAAAAUGAGCAAGGCUCCAGAUGUUGCUAUGAGGAAAGGAGUCAGCAAUGACUGAUGUGGAGCCUGUGGUCACAGAUUUUGCAGCAUCAGGACGGGCAGGCCGCCGGAACGCCUUACCAGAUAUUCUGGGCUCUCCUGCUGGUGCUGGGACUUCAGACCUGACACACAAACUGGCUGAGCUCUCCGUUUCAGAAGAUGAAGGAGCGGAGGGUGGUGAAGUGCCAUCAUCCAAAGCCUUGCUGGAAAGUCAAGAGGCGGAAGGAAAAAGCAAUGAUUCCUAACACCUAAGGACUUCUGGAUUAAUGAAACCCAUUGACAGACUUUCCAGUUUCCCUGUGUCACCCCUUCUGAAGUGUGGUAGCAACUUUAGCAGCACAGACAAGAUUUUGCAACACACUUGUACCUAGAUGACAUUAACGUGGAACUACUGUUUUCUCUACUGUCGUCCUUCAAAACCAAUGUUCUACACAUCCAAAUGGGAAGAGAACUAAAGAAUGUAUCUCUUGUUUUGGGUUUUCUCAUGCUUAUAGUAUUCUUCCUAACUAAUCUUCUUUGACAGUUUCAAUUAAUAUACCUAGCAGAUGUACCACCAGCUAAUGAUUGCUUCAAAAUAAAAAUCCUGUUUCUUAAUUUCCCAAAAUAACUUCUCUCUCUCUGACAUAGAGGUGUAUUCACUCUCUCCACCUUAAGAUGAUAUUAAGUAUAUAUUAGAUUACAGACAUUAUAUGUAAUUUAUCUCCCAAGAUCUUUGUUCUCAUUAGGCAUAUGUAGAUGGUGUGAGAAAUAAAAGAAGAAACCAUGUUUUUCUCUCCUCCUCCUGUCUCCAAAAGGUUUUGUAAACUACUUAAACACCAGUGUUUGUUUUCAAACUCUCUUUAAACUCUGUUCGAUUAUGGCAGAUCAUCUCAGUUCUCCCAGUCUUAGCAGUCUUGCCACUUCUGUCAUUUCUAUUUUCAGUCUGAAUAUUGUAGCUGUUCAUGUGU